Vidua chalybeata is the source of this 2755-nucleotide messenger RNA. RefSeq names its product hepatic and glial cell adhesion molecule (gene HEPACAM). The transcript has 7 exons. Bases 53 to 1288 code for a protein of 411 amino acids. NCBI's taxonomy places the organism in Eukaryota, Metazoa, Chordata, Aves, Passeriformes, Viduidae. The record is from RefSeq and is a predicted model, not a curated record.
GACGUGCCCAGAGUGGGGAAGCGGAGCAAUUCGGGGGGCGAGCCUGCCCGAAAUGUGGGGAGCGCCGGCUGCCCCGCGGGGCCACCCCGCUCCCCCCUGCUUGCUGCCGCUGACCUGGCUUCUGGCGCUGCAUGCAGGUCUGCUGGCAGGGGUGAACAUCACCAGCCCCACGCCGCUGGUCCGUGGCACGGCGGGCAAGGCGGCGCUGCUCUCGGUGCGCUACGCCAGCGCCAGCGCCGACAAGCCAGUGGUCAAGUGGCAGCUGAAGCGGGACAAACCUGUCACCGUCGUCCAGUCCAUCGGCACCGAGAUCAUUGGCAACCUACGGCCCGACUACCGCGACCGCAUCCGCGUGCUGGAGAACGGCUCGCUGCUCAUCAGCCCCUUGCAGCUGGCUGAUGAAGGCGCUUACGAGGUGGAGGUGUCCAUCACCGACGACACUUUCACCGGCGAGAAGACCAUCAACCUCACCGUGGACAUUCCCAUCUCAAAGCCCCAAGUGCUGGUGGCCUCCUCAACGGUGCUGGAGCUCAGUGAGUUCUUCACCCUCAACUGCUCACACGAGAAUGGCACCAAGCCCACCUACACCUGGCUGAAGGACGGGCGGCCGCUGAGCAACGACUCCCGCCUGCUCCUCUCCCCUGACCAGAAGAUCCUCACCAUCACCCGUGUUCUCAUGGCUGACGAUGACGUCUACAGUUGCCUGGUGGAGAACCCCAUCAGCCAUGGCCGCAGUGUCCCCGUGAAGCUCACUGUUUACCGCCGGAGCUCUCUCUACAUCAUCCUCUCCACGGGCGGCAUCUUCCUUCUUGUCACCCUGGUGACAGUUUGUGCCUGUUGGAAACCCUCCAAGAAGGAGAAGCGACAAGCAGAGACACAACCAACCUCUGACUACUCUGAGCAGGACGAGGAGCGCCUGAAGCACGAGGCCGAAGGCAUCCCACGGAGCGGCGAGCACGAGCGCAAGAACCCAGUGGCUUUGUACAUCCUUAAAGAUAAGGACUCGCCGGAGGCGGAGGAGGAUUCACUGCCGGAGCCCCGCGGCACAGUGGAACCAGGCUACACCAGCUCGCCAGUACCAGCAGCCGGUCGCUCGCCAGGGCCAGUGGGGCGUUCGACUCGCCGUUACCAUCGCUCGCCAGCUCGCUCACCCGCCUCGACGCGGACCCACAGGUCACCACCGGGUUCGCCGGCACGCUCCCGCGGCGCUCCGCGGCUGCUGCGGACUGCCGGCGUCCACGUCAUUCGGGAGCAGGAGGAGGCCAACGCCGUGGAGAUCAGUGCCUGAGCAGGGGGACUGUGCGCGCUUUGGUGGCAGCGUGCAAGCGGGCAGGGACACCAGCACGGCCACACUUCCGCCACCGAGCAAGCGGGGACACCGGCACAGCCCUGCUCCCACCACUGGGCGUCAUUCUGCUCGGCGUAAAGUCACUAAUUUCCUAUUGAUCCCACCCAGAGCUCCCCUCUUCCGUCCCCCAUCUUCCUGGGGCAUCGCUUUAAUGGCUUUCUCGCCGGGACAAGUGUGCAGGGAGCGUGCAGAAAGCACGCGCGUGUGCAGAGAGAACAUGCAAUCAGUGCACGGAGAGAGUGUGCCAGAGGGUGUGCAUGGAGCAUGCAGAGGGAGCGUUCGAGCACUGCACACGUGCAUGGAGCGUGCAGGAGGGCACAUGGACUGUGCACACGGGGUGGAUGGGGGCAGCACGAGGGUGUGCAGCAAGUGUGCCCACAGUGUGCGAAGAGGAUGCACAGAGCAUGCAAGAGAACACGUGGAGCCCAUGGAGAAAACACACAUGGAGCGUGCAGCAAAGGCUGCACAGAGCAUGCACAGAGCGUGUAUGGAGUGUGCAGUGUCCACUGAGCCUGCAUGGCCUCUGUGAGCGUGCCAGCCCUGUGUGUGUGUUCCAAGCGUGCACAGAGUGCGCAGGGUCCAUGCAGUGAGCACCUGUGCAGAGUGUGCACGGAGCGUGGGGAGUGAGCACGCACACAGCAUUUGCACGGGACAGGCACGCAGCAUGUGGCAAGUGUGCAAAGAGGGUGAGCAGAGAGGGUGUGUGUAGUGCUUGCACGAAGCACACGCAGAAUGUGCAUGGUAUGUGUGGAAAGAGUGUGCACAAAGCGAGCAGCUGAGUGUGCUCAGAGCAUGCGCAAGAGUGAACCUGCAGUGCUGGCACAGGGCACGCGUGGAGCCUGCAGUGGGUGUGCAAAGAGUGCGCGUGCUGUGCUUGCACAGGGUGUGUGUGGUGCGUGAGGACAGAGCGAGCACAAAGCAGCUGAGCAUGCUUGGAGCGUGCACACGCACACAGGGAGCACACACACUGCAUGCCCAGCGACCAUGCAUGCACACGUGUGUGCAAGAGCACGGUGCCCGCCCGCCGUGGCACAGCCCCCAUGCAUGGAGCAGGACAUGCACUGGCACACAAGCUCGCCCAAGGGCGCAACACACAUCAGGGGGUCUAAACAGGGGGCUCCCUCCUGCCCGCCCAGCUCCUCAGCUGCAAUGUCCCCUAAACGUGGGCUGGAAGCCCUGGUCCAAGCAUUGCCCCUUAGCCAUGGUAGGAUUUUCUGUGAAAAUCCCCUGGUUUUGGGGCACAUGAUGCUGUCUCGCCCCAAGCCUUCAUGGGAAAUAGGUUUAGGAUGAAAAGCAGAGAGUGGCCGGCCAAGCGAGCCGGGCCCUGGGGCACCCGGGGUGGGUGCCGGGGCACCCCGGAGUGCUCGGGGUGCACUACUAACCAAUAAACUAAACAUACUACCCGUC